This is a messenger RNA of Cydia pomonella (codling moth), 1748 nucleotides long. RefSeq lists its product as uncharacterized. NCBI's taxonomy places the organism in Eukaryota, Metazoa, Arthropoda, Insecta, Lepidoptera, Tortricidae. The record is from RefSeq and is a predicted model, not a curated record. The transcript has 4 exons. Gene Ontology annotation, biological process: phospholipid metabolic process; arachidonate secretion; lipid catabolic process. Bases 999 to 1703 code for a protein of 234 amino acids. Gene Ontology annotation, molecular function: calcium ion binding; A2-type glycerophospholipase activity.
AGAGAGCAACGACGAGGAAAUAGAGAGGCGUAUUCAACAUACUUGGAACAAAUAUUGGAGUCUGAAGGAGAUUUUCAAAAGCAAUAUGCCGAUAAAAAUUAAAACGCAAGUAAUGUCGUCCUGCCUUUUACCAUGCUUAACAUAUGCUUGCCAGACCUGGAAGUACACAGCAAAAAUAAAGAAAAAAAUUGUCACGUGUCAACGAGGCCUGGAGAGAAGCAUGCUAAAUAUUAAAAAAAUCCAAAAAAUACGGCACUCUGAAAUAAGAAACAUAUCAAAAGCUAUAGAUGCUCUAAAAUAUGCCAAAAAGCUAAAAUGGAAAUGGGCCGGGCAUGUAGCACGACUGACAGACGGCCGAUGGACCCUAAGAGUGACAUCGUGGAAAGGCCCACGUGGGAAACGCGGUAACGGAAGACCGCGAACAAGAUGGGCGGACGAGAUAAAUAAAAUAGCUGGUCCAAACUGGAUGCAAAUAGCCCAGAACAGAGCGAAAUGGGCAUCUUUGGAGGAGGCCUUCACCUGCGGAGGGGUUCUUGCAGUUUAAAUACUAUUAGUCUAAAAAAAAAAAAAAAAAAAGAAAAGUUUGUGUUAUUCAUAAAUCUAGAGUUAAUGUUUUUUUUAGCUAUGGCAAAAUGUAUAGUCUUAGUUUGCAGGAAAUAAAAGGCUUUUUUAUUUAUUUUAUUUAUUAUGACGAAUUAAAAAAAACUACUUAAUAGAUCUCGUUCAAACCAAUUUUCGGUGGAAGUUUGCAUAGUAAUGUACAUCAUAUAUUUUUUUUAGUUUUAUAAUUCUCUUAUUUUAGAAGUAACAGGGGGGGAGAGACACAUUUUACUACUUUGGAAGUGUCUCUCGCGCAAACUAUUCAGUUUAGGAAAAAAAUAUAUUAGAAACCUCAAUAUCAUUUUUGAAGACCUAUCCUAUAUAAAAUUUUGAGUUUCAGUUCUAAGUAUGGGGAACCCCCAAAGUUUAUUGUUUUUUUUUUCUAUUUUUGUGUGAAAAUGUUAAUGCGGUUCACAGAAUACAUCUACUUACCAAGUUUCAACAGUAUAGUUCUUAUAGUUUCGGAAAAAAGUGGCUGUGACAUACGGCCGGACAGACAGACAGAAAGACAUGACGAAUCUAUAAGGGUUCCGUUUUUUGCCAUUUGGCUACGGAACCCUAAAAAUACGACAGAAAUAAAUGAGCGAGGUCCAGAUUUGAGGAGUCAUUUUGCAAUCGUGUAUCACGAAUUAACCAUGGGCCGAGUACAAAUAUUAUUUUUUACCAUUUGCGUAUUUUACCAAAUUACCAACGGCUCCAUUUCAGGAUCAUUGCGUCGACGAAUACUACAGCAAUGGCGUGAGGGGAAUAAGACAGGGAAUAUCGAGCCGUCUGUACGUGGCAUAAUAAAUCUAUUCAGCAUGAUUGAGUGCGCGACCGACUGUAAUCCGUGGCAUUUAAGAAACUAUGGAAACUACUGCGGAUUAGGUGGUUCCGGUACACCUAUAAAUGAUAUUGACAGUUGUUGCGAACAACACGACGCGUGUUACGACGACAACAAAGACUUCUACGGCUGCUCGAGCAGCAUGUACGUGUCGUUGUACGAAUGGAGUUGCAACGACGGGUACCCGUCUUGCCACGACGGGCACGACAGGUGCGGGCUCUGGACUUGCGUGUGCGACAAGGCUAUGAUGGAGUGCUUGAAUGACGCCGGAUGCCCUUAGUUUUGAAUGGCGUAGGAUAUAACUAAUAAUCAAUUUUCAAAAGUG